Arachis stenosperma is the source of this 930-nucleotide messenger RNA. RefSeq lists its product as uncharacterized. The coding region runs from base 1 to 930 and encodes 309 amino acids. The record is from RefSeq and is a predicted model, not a curated record. NCBI's taxonomy places the organism in Eukaryota, Viridiplantae, Streptophyta, Magnoliopsida, Fabales, Fabaceae. The transcript is spliced from 3 exons.
AUGGCUAGAAAUUUUGAUGAUAUGUUUAAUGAGGUUGUGUAUGGCAAAAGAAAACAGCAAGAUAACACACUCAUAGAUAAUUGGAUCGCUGAGUGUUUACUCGAAGAUUCAGAAGAAGAAGAUAUCGAUAGAAGCUCUAUCCCAACUCCUCGUAGAUGGAUCAACAGAGAUCGAGAAGCAGGACAUGAUCGCCUUUUCCAAGAUUACUUUGCAGAUGAACCGAAGGUUGAUGCAACUGGAAGAAGAGGCUUGUCACAACUCCAAAAAUGUACCACUGCGAUACGGAUGUUAGCAUAUGGCGUAGCAGCUGAUGCUGUUGAUGAUUAUGUGCGCAUAGACGAGAGCACUACAAUUGAAUGCUUGGAAAAAUUUGUUGAAGGUGUCAUUUCGGUGUCCGAGGAUGAAUACUUGCGAAAACCAAAUCCAAAUGACGUACGCCUCCUACUACAAAUGGCGGAGGGUCGUGGCUUUCCUGGCAUGUUGGAUCGUUUUCCAAUGUUCGAUGAUAUUCUAAAUAACCGUGCUCCGGAGGUAAAUUAUACUAUUAAUAGUAAUAAUUAUACUAUGAGAUACUAUCUAGCAGACGGUAUUUAUCCUGAAUGGGCCACAUUUGUCAAAUCAAUCUCAAAGCCACAAGGGGAGAAACACAAGUUAUUUGUACAAUACCAAGAAGGGCAAAGAAAAGAUGUGGAGCGAGCAUUCGGUGUGUUGCAAGCACGCUUUGCAAUUAUACGUGGUCCAACUCAGUUUUGGGAAAAGAAGAAGCUUGCCAACAUAAUGAGAGCUUGUAUUAAAUUACAUAAUAUGAUUGUUGAGGAUGAAAGAGACACUUAUGCAGGAAAAUUUGCUCAAGACUUAGAGUAUGAUGAUGUCGAAAAUGGCUUAUCACAACCUCAGCUGGGAGAAGAAGAUUUUGCACCAUACCAUUAA